Messenger RNA from Eimeria maxima, 5145 nucleotides. RefSeq lists its product as hypothetical. The transcript is spliced from 4 exons. Bases 1 to 5145 code for a protein of 1714 amino acids. The record is from RefSeq and is a predicted model, not a curated record. Lineage: Eukaryota; Apicomplexa; Conoidasida; Eucoccidiorida; Eimeriidae.
AUGCGCGUUCUUUCAGGAACUCACGCUGAUCCGCAGCAGCAGCAGCAGCAACAGCAGCAGCAACAGCAGCAGCAGCUCAGGGCCAACAACCGUGACACGCAAUCUCUACCUUUGACAGAGCCACAUGCAAAAAACAGAACACAGCCACAGCAGCUGCAGCAGCAGCUGCUGCAGCAGCUGCUGCUGCAGCUGAUGGGAGAUCAGCAGCAGCAACAGUCCGCCACCGAACGUAACGCCGUCCUUCAGAAUGCAACUGUCGCGCAGCAGCAGCUGCAGCAACAACAGCUGCAGCAGCAACAGCUGCAACAACAACAGUUGCAACAGCAACAGCAGCUGCAGCAACAACAGAUGCAGCAGCAACAGCUACAGCAGCAGCUUCAGCAACAGCUGCAGCAGCUCCAACAACAGCAGCUGCAACAGCAAAGGCAACAGCAAGCACAGUUGCAACCGCCGCACCAGCUACUGCAGCAACAGCAGCAGCAGCAGCAGCCAACCGCCUCCUUACCCACCGAAACCCUUAUGCAAAUACACCGUCUCCUUGGUGUGUCCCUACCGCAAGCUGCUGCUGCUCCCAGUUGUCAGCAGCAACAGAUGCAGCAGCAGCAGCAGCGGCAGGUAGAAGCAGCACAAGAGCCUGUGCGCCGCAUCCCUGAGGAUGCGGCAGCAGCAGCAGCAGCAGCUGCUGCUGCUGCUGCUGCUGCUGCCCCGCACUCCGUAGGUAGGGGCCCGGUUAACCAAGAACCUAUUAAGUUGUUGCGGCAGCGACUGCAGCAGCUGGAGAGAAUGAAGCAGACAAGUGAUCUGCAGCAGCAGCAACAGCAGCAGCAACUCCUGUUGCAGCAGCAGCAGCAGCAGCAGCAGCAGCGUCCUCUGCUGCAGCGGGAGGGUGAGGCGGUUCAGCAUCUUUUAGAUUGUAUUCAGGUGCUGCGGCACCAGCAGCAAAUGCUGCUUCCUCUGAGGGGGACACCAGAUGCACCUUCCGCCCCUGCUGCUGCUGCUGCUGCUGCUGCACCUCCCGCAGCAGCAGAUGGAGAGAAGCAGCAGCAGUCGCUGCAGCAGCGGCUAAUCAACUUCCUGUCGCAGCAGCAGCGGCAGCAGGGUCGGCUGCUGCAGAUCUUGUCUCAGCACCGCCAGCAGGAGAACGGCUCUUGCGAGUCUGCACAGCAGCAGCAGCAGCAACAACAGCAGCAGCAGCAGCAGGUCGAGCAGCAGCAACAACAACAACAGCAACAGAACGAUUCGCUACGGCAGCAGAGAGCGAAGCUGCUUAGUCGUAUUGUGAAUUUGUUGCAGCAGCAGCAACAGCAGCAGCAGCAGCAUCCUUGCAGCGCGAUGGAUGGCGAUGAUGGUCAGCAGCAGCAGCAGCAUCAUGCGCCUGAAGACAUAGCAGCAGCAGCAGCAGCUGCUGCUGCUGCUGCAGGUUCCCACAUUGGUUUUGGUGGGCCGCAGCGAGGGGAUGUGGGGGGCGGGCGCGGAGGGGAGGAGUCUGCAUCUCUUGAUGGGGAGGAAGCAGCAGCUGCUGCUGCUGCAGCAGCUGCUGCUGCAUCUGCUGCUGCUGCUGCACUGCAGCCAGACGAGCAGCAAGAUGUUGCUGCUGCUGCACUGACACGGCAUGCAUUGUCUGGUUUACGACCUUUGCUGCAGGCAGCAUUCCGUUUGCCGCACUUCCCUGUUCAAUCUGCUGCUGCUGCAUCUGCUGCUGCUGCUGCAGCAGCAGGAGGAGGAAACGAAGGAGACACGGAAGCAGGAAGUACUAGUAGUAAUAGUAUUAGUCCUCUUGCUUCUUGUCUUGCUGCUUGUCUAUCACCGUAUACAAAAGAAGAGGAGACAACAACAACACCACCAGCAGCAGCAGGAACAGCAGCACCAGCAGCAGCAGCAACAGCAGCAGCAGCAGCAGCAAGAAGGGGAAUAAGUGUAGGGUUAGGGGUAAGAGAAUGGCAAAGAGACAGCUCUUUCUUAUUCUGUGAAUUAUCACGAUUAAUAAGAGCAGCAGCACAACUUACACCUGAGCCUCUACUAGAGAGUCUCCUUAGGGUAGAUACGCAGCAGCAGCAGCAGCAGCAGCAGCAUCAAUUGCAGCAGCAGCAGCAGCAGCAGGGGGAAAGGGAACAGCAGCAGGAAGGAAACAAGCAGCAGGUCAAGCAGCAAAAUGCUGCUGCUGAUAGUUCGAAACAUGAACAAGGCGAAGAAACACCUGCUGCUGCUGCUACUGCUGCUGCUGCUGCUGCUGCUGCAGCAGGUGCUGCCAGCAAAGAUGCUAAGAGCGAUGAGGAAUCGGGGUCGUCGUCUCCUCAACAGAUAGAUGCAGAGGAGACAGCAGUUGUUGCUAAAUCUGCUGCUGCAGCAGAGCCUGCUACAGCAGCAACAGCUGCAGCAGAUGCUGCUGGUCAACCUGCUGCUGCUGACGAUACUGCAGCUGCUGCAGGCGAAGCUGAAGCAGCAGUUGCUGCAGCAGGAACAGCAACUGCUACAGCAGCAACAUCUGAUGUCGAAAUGUCUGCUGCAGCAACUGCUGCUGCAGCAACAUCUCCUGCAGCAACAUCUCCUGCAGCAACAUCUCCUGCAGCAACUUCUGCUGCAGCAACUUCUGCUGCAGCAAGUCCUGCAGCAACAUCUGCUGCAGCAAGUCCUGCUGAGGCACCUUCUGCUGCAGUAACUUCUGCUGCAGCAAGUCCUGCUGCAGUAACUUCUGCUGCAGCAAGUCCUGCUGAGGCAUCUUCUCCUGCAGCAGCUGCUGCUGAUGCAACUUCUGCUGCUGCAGCUGCGCAUGCGGAGGCGGAGGCAUCAUCACCAUCAGCAGAAGAGGGAAGGGGUCCCUCUCCUGCUGCUGCAGCAUCCCCGGAAACAGCAGCAGCAGCAGCAGCAUCAGAUGGGCCAACAGCAGACGGAGCGUCAAGUCCUGCUGCUGCUGCCGCUGCUGCUGCUGCUGCUGCUGCUGCUGCUAUUGGUGUAGAUGAGGAUGCAUUAGGUAUAAAAGAUAACUCGCGGGGUAUUGAGGGGACAGUAGACACCGCGUGUCUUACUACAAGGGACAUAUCUCCUUAUCAGCAGCAAGACGAGCAGCAGCAGCAACAGCAGCAGCAACAGGAGGAGGAAGACAUGCUGCAGGAUGAGGAUGACCUGCAGCAGCGUGACCAGCAGCAGCAGCUGUUGGGUGUAUCAGCAGUUGAUGCAGCAGCAGGAGCAGCAAGUGAGGGUUUGGCUGCUAUAGUAACUGAGGCAGCAACGGGUGCUGCUGCUGCAGCAGCAGCAGCAACAGCAGCAGAUUUUAAGGAGGAAUUAAGGAGACACAUGGAGAGACAGGAGACACUUACUGAGGAGACAGCUGGGGGCCCAACCUUCCGCUCUCUUCCUAUGGAGUAUUCUCUUAGUCUCUCUGCUGUAUGCGCAAAGGCGUUGCAGCAGUGCGAAGCCGCACAGCUGCUGCUGUCUCCUCCCGUCCAGUGCUGCUGGGAUCGCAUUGUCUCCGUUUGCCAGCCUCAUUGGCAGCAGCAGGUAGAGAACGAGGCUGCUGCUGCUGCUGCUGCACCAACUGCAGCAGAUGCAGGGAGCUCCACAGCAGCAGCAGCAACAGCAGCAGCAGCAACAGCAGCAGCAACAACAACAACAUCUAGUGCUGAGGCGACCGAAUCGAAGCCUUUUUGCAUAAUAUGCCGUUUGCUGCAGCAGCAGUCUGCAGGUCAUGGUUCUCCGAACAGCAACAGCAGCAGCAGCAGCAGCAGCUCGUCUGCAGGUCCGCUGCAGGAAGCCUUCGAGCUGCUGCGGCAGCAGCACCGCCAUGUCUAUCUAGACAUGCAGCGGGCCCCACAGCCGCUGCUGGAUAGGCACAUGCAGGAGUUGCUGCUGAGGAGUAAGCGUAGCAGUUCUGCUGCUGCUGCUGCUGCUGCUCGUAACUCCCUUGGGGGACCACAGAAGAGGGGACGAGAGGGAGCGCAUGCAGCAGCUGACGAACAGCAACAACAGCAGCAGCAACAGCAGCAGCAGCAGCAGCAAGAGCAGCAGCAAGAGUGGAGGGCGCAGCUCCGAUCAGCUAAAGAUCAAGGAGCCUUCGAUGUACAGUGGCCAGACACCAGCAGCAGCAGCAGCAGCAGCGAAGGGGAUAAGGAAUCUAAGGAGAGACAGGGUGCUGCUGCUGCUGCAGCAGCAGAGAGACAGUUAGAGGAGACACUUCUUAUAGCAGCAGCAACAGUUGGGCGCAACGAGAGGGAAAAGUUGGCGCAGCAAUUCCUUCUUCGGGUGUAUGGAAUGGAGACACUGAGGGCUGUGGAGCGCAGGGUGUCUCCGCAUGCAGCAAUAACUAUCUCCUCCACUGCAUGGACAGUGCAGCUCCCUAGUCGUCCUGCUGCUGCUGCUGCUGCUGGGCAGCAGCAACAACAACAGCAGCAAGAGAAGCAGCAACAGCAGCAGGCGGAUGCGAAGAUGGAGAGUGACGCUGACCGCGAGCAGCAGCAACAGGAGGGUGACGAAAGCAGCAGCAGCAGCAGCAGCAGCAGCAGCAGCAGCAGCAGUAAUAGCAAUACCAGCAACGGCACCGACAGCAACAGCAGCAACAGCAGCAGCAGCAACAGCAGCAGCAGCAACAGCAGCAGCAGCAGCAGCAGCAGCAGCAGCAGCAAGACAGCAGAGGCUGCUGGAGGGGAAACGCCUGCAAGCCGAAGCUUUUCGAUCCAUGUGUAUGGGUACUACACUGCUUGCUGCCUAGCCCUUGACGCCUUGCAGCAGCAGCAGCAGCAGCAGCAGCAGCAGCAACAGCAGCAACCACAGCAGGAGCAGGAGCAGCAGCAGCAGCAGGAGGGGAGUGAUGAGGGAAAAGGGCAGCAGGUGCCGUUAUUUUCUUCCUUGCUGCUGAGGAGACAGGAGACACUAGAGGAUGAAUGGUUUGUAUCUACAUGGGGGCCCCUCCUUGCGGACCCUGGGGGCCCCCCUGCCUCGUUGCUAAAGAGCAGCACGAGAGACAACAGCAGCAACAGCAGCAGCAGCAGGAACAACAGCAACAACAACAGCAGCAGCAGCAGCAGCAGGAGCUGCAGCAGCCAAGUAAUGACUGUAUCUGCGCAUGCAAUUAAGGAUGUAACAGAGGAUUGCCGUCUAUGGGAAGAGACAGUUGCUGCUGCUGCAGCAGCAGCAGCUGCCAUGGCCUGA